Symbiodinium sp. CCMP2592 is the source of this 1977-nucleotide messenger RNA. NCBI's taxonomy places the organism in Eukaryota, Dinophyceae, Suessiales, Symbiodiniaceae. The record is from the annotation of a GenBank genome assembly.
AUGGCGAGUUACAUGAAGAGCCGCCUCGACCCCGGCUUUUGCUGCGGGUGUUCUCUUCGCCGAGUCCUGGCUCACAAGCUGAGCUGCCGUCGCAACUUCUGCUACUCCCUCACGCUAGUCAAUCCCAUCGGUGCUGCUGUCGCCGGGGAUGCCUUCAAUGAUCCGGCCCUGGGCAACGUCUCGGAAGGAGUCACGAGGGGGGUACUUCUUGCUCACAUGUACCUCUGGGGCCUCGUCCCUGCCAAGGUGCAGUUCUUUCGUCCAAACCGGACCCGCGUCGGUUCCAGUGAACCGGAAAUCUCGCCUCAGCGAGAAAGCGUCUACCUUGCGACGGUGUGGGGAGAGGAGAUGACCUUCUUGAAGGAGCUCAAACGCCGCAGCCGUGGCGCCAUAGAGAGCUCGCGAAAGAGGAAGCGUUUCUUUCCACACUCUUUCUGCCGGAGCGGCUGGUUCAAGGUGCCGGCGAUGUCGGACUGCAAUGAUUUCAUCUUGAGGACUCUUCGUUACGGGAUCGACCGUGGUGCAGCUGGCAGUGUGUCCAAGGCGCGGGUGCCAGAUCUGCUGCCAAGGAAGUUCUGCAAGAUGAGUAACUCGGCCGUAGGUGCUGCCACCAACUACCUGGUGUCGGACAGGUGCCUAGCCGAGGACGCGCAGUUCCACACGGGAUGUGCCCUGAGCGAGAUGCUCACAACGCAAGACCUGGACAUGGCUGCCGCUCAUCUGGAGGUCGUUGCGCUGUUGCUGCUCCUCUGCCACGGCUGCCGUUCGGACGGUCGUGGUUUCCAUGCGGGGUCCCUGGAUCAGGUCCUCUGGACUUUUGGUUCCCUGGUGCUGGAAGCCCUCCGCCUCAAGCGCAUCCUGCCCCAGGAGGAUUCCCAGGCGUACCUGAGGGCCACAACUGCAGCAGCACAGGCCGUGCCAAUGGCUGCCUGGCGAUCGCGAGGAGAUCCGCGAGCUUUCGGAAGGCCGCCGUGCCAGCGGGUUCUGAGGGCACCGCUUUGCAUCCACGAUGGGCAGCUGCUGACGGUCGACCCGGUUGCCUCCGAUCCCUACGAUCGGCGCCCUUUCCUGGUUUCAUGGCCCGACGGGGAGGAAGGCAGCCCCAGUCAGCUGAAGAACAUGGUCUUUCUCAAGCUUUUUGGCUUGCUCAGCGACAUGCCCUUACGCAGCUUGGCCUUGGGAGGUCAAGGCUUCGCCGCCAGAAGGGAAGUACUCAAGUUCCGAAUACAGCGCUCGCAGAAUCAGGCCCAAGCCUUGGUCUUUCUCCGUGCGGAAGCAGGCGAUGGUGGGGAAAUCGGUGAACUCGGCGACCUCAUCUUCUCAGACGUCAGCGCCAUAAGGCGCGCUGUGGCGGGCGAAGUGCGCCGACUGCUGCCCGGCUUCCAGGCCGAAAUCCUCCAGAUCCCUGGCGCCGACUGCCAGAGAGGGGAGCAGUGCCCCAGGCGAAACGUUACGAACCUGCCUUCUCUCGACAAGGCGCUCCGGCAACAAGGCGACGGGGCCUGCAAGGAAGUGUUUCAAGGGAUGCAAGACUACCCUCUGCUGCACCAGCUGCAGCUGAUCCUCUUUCGGACCCAGGUGCUGAUCGCCACCUUCGGCGCCACACUAGCCUGGACUCCUUUCUUGCAAAGUGGCUCCUUCGUGAUUGAGCUGCAUCCUGGUCCUCCGGAAAGCCUGACGCAUUUUGGCAGCUGCUGGACACAGCCGCCAGCGAUGUACCGCUUGCCGCAGCAAGAUGUGCCCGCCUGGGACAUGAAUCCCCGCAGUGAGUGGGGAAGUUGGGCUCAGGCAGCCCAUGUUCAUCAUGCCUGCGUUGCAGCACCGCCUGCCGAAAAUGCACGCUGCUUUCGGAAAUAUACGGUGGAUGUUUUCGAAGUUCCGGAGUUCGAGACCGACGUAAAGACGGUGGUUGCCCUUGCACUAGAUGCGGCCAGCAAGCUGUCCAGCCGUCGUGGUGCGGCCACAGUUCCAGCGUGA